Dreissena polymorpha is the source of this 10010-nucleotide messenger RNA. RefSeq names its product RING finger protein 150-like. The record is from RefSeq and is a predicted model, not a curated record. NCBI's taxonomy places the organism in Eukaryota, Metazoa, Mollusca, Bivalvia, Myida, Dreissenidae. Bases 327 to 1952 code for a protein of 541 amino acids. The transcript has 6 exons.
CGCGCAAUUAUUAUGUUUACAGAGGGCGCUUUUGUCGGUCACCUGCUCUGACGUAUUUCCCAAUUUAAUGAUUAUGAAUGGAAAAAGUGGUGAUGAAAUAUUGUGCCAAAUUGUUUUUACUCAAUUUAUAGACCAUUGAAACGUCCCUGCGUAUGAAAUUGCAAUGGCAAAUGUAUUAUUGUUUCCUUUAACUUUAACUGAUACCUAUUGUGUGCUUCUAAAACGGGAAAAUGUACGUUUAUUAGCAUAAGUUUAUCUUCAUUUUGGAUGGAAUGUUUACAACAAACGCACUGACGAUUUAAUAAAUCAAUGUUUCUGCGUAUAAAAUGAGGACACUGUUUAUUUGGUGUUGUUUGGUGGUUUAUAAGGCUCAAGGGGACCAUAAACCUGCUCCAUCAAAGGACAAAAUUAGGGACACUUCAAUUGAUUUAGAAUAUCUUGAAAAUGGAAAAAUAGUGACUAUAAGCAAUUCUUAUAGCGGGCAUUAUUUCACGGACAUUCAUACAAAAGACGAUAUACCCAAGGUGAAGGGUCAGUUGGUAAAGUUCAGAAGUAAAUCGUCUGAUAAUCAAACCAACGACUACCUGCACAGAGGUUGUGGACCGGUGGACCCAAGUAUAGUGCCUAGUAUUAAGUGGAUUGCUUUGAUUAUUCAAGGCAACUGUACAUUUAACGAGAAGCUGUAUUAUGCCACAACCCAGUCAAAUGCUUCUGCUGCCAUAAUAUACUGGGGCGAGCACGAGCACGACAGCAAUGAAAUAAUAAUGACAGCUUCGGGCACUGGCAACAAAACGGUCCAUAAUGCUGUGGCAAUCUCUAUAUCAAACCGUCAGGGGCUGGAACUUUUAGGACUAAUAGAGAAGUUUGGCACAGUUAAUGUGACCUUGACCCCUGAGGCCAUGGAGACUAAGGAUCCACCUACACCCCCGCCCCUAAGCAACACGUCUGUCCUUUUUGUGUCAAUAUCGUUUGUGGUGCUGAUAAUCAUCUCAUUGGCGUGGUUAGUGUUCUAUUACAUUCAGAGGUGUCGGUACACCAAUGCCAAGGAGAGGCUGAGCAGACGUCUGGCGAAUGCUGCCAAGAAGGCGAUAGCCAAGAUACCCCAGAGGAGUGUGAAAGUCGGUGACAAGGAGCUUGAUGCAGAUGCUGAUCAGUGUGCUGUGUGCAUAGAGCCCUACAAGGUGUCUGACGUGAUUCGAGUCCUUCCCUGCAAGCAUGUGUUCCACAAGUCAUGUGUGGACCCUUGGUUGCUGGACCAGAGGAGCUGUCCCAUGUGCAAGAUGGACAUCCUCAGACACUUCGGCAUGCAUUUGAAUGACAGUCAGGAGAGUGUGCCACAGGACGCUGAGAGUGGGGCCCUCAGCUCCACACCCGUGAUAGAGGAGUCAGAGCCCCUGUCCCAGGAGGACGAACAAGGGGCUGUGGGCGGGGUCAAAAUAGUGCUCUUCCAGCGCCCGCUGAGGUUCCGCCGUGACUCUGGCUUGCGGGGUCAGUACCCGGGCUUCAGCAGUGACAGUGACAGCCUGUCUAGCCCUGUGGCCCAGUGUCACAUAGAGUGCACCAGCGAGGCUACGGUUGAGGGGAGGGAUAGGCUGGGGGUGGGGGUGGAAGUUUCCCAGUGUGGGGUGGGGCUGGACUCUGAAGAUGACAGCUUGGAGAGCCAUUCCCUGAUCACAGGUCUGCCCAUGGCUGGGAGGCAGGUAUUGAACAAGGGGGGCAAGAAGUGGGCGGUCGUUACUCCGUGUAUGACAAGUAGUGCUGCGGCUAGGCUACCGAACACUGAGGAGAGCGACGUGUGUAAAGAUCUUAAUUUUGGUGGGUGCCAGGAUACUGCUAGCGUGGCUAGUGUGUCAUGGCGGCACAAACACCCGUCAUCUCACAGCUUAAGUAGCAGUAGUCUACAUUCGGAAGAGGGUAUAGUGCAAGUAGUGCAAGGGACGUCAAGAGGUUGAAAUGGUGUAUUAGUGAAGACUUGACAUUUCACAGAAAGUGCUGUUUUUGAUCUUGAUAAACCAAAGAUUGCAGUAUAAUUUAUAUUCUGUGUGAAUUUACAUUUGUGUUUAUUAUCAAUUUAUUCUGAAGAGAAUUCAUUGAACCAAUUAUUGUAUGCAGUGAAAACAGAAUAUUAAAGCUGUGUGUUGUUCUUCCCUAAGGGAACACAGCACUCAAACUGUCUACAACUGGACACCAGAAAUAUGUGCCAAGUUUAUUGGACAUAUAACAUUUGUGUGCAUUUAUUUAUUAGCUUUAUUAGCUUUUAGGAAAAAGCUUUUCAUCUGUUUGCAAUAAAGAUUGCAUUAUGGAUGAUUUGAAAGCAAAUUAAUAAUUGAAUGCCAAAUUUUCUUGUCAGAUAAUCACUUUAAAUGAUGUAUAAUGAUGUAACAUUAUUUUAAAGUGAUUGUUUUGAUUUCUGAAAUAAUAGACUAGCAGUUGUCUGUGAGAAAAGACGACAAAUAAGGGCUUGGUGUUCUUCAGUUUGAGCCCAACUAAGCCACAUAGAGCGUGUGAAAUAAUUUCUAUGUUGAUUCGUCCUCUUAUUCAAGAAGGGCACCUGCCAGUUACUGACAUGAUUAUGUACAUUAUAAUUGACCUUUCGACAGCCGAUUGAUUUACAGGCUUAUUAACCAAUCAGAUUACAGCAUUGAUUAGGCCCGUUUCUAUCCGCCAUUUUGUCCGUCAAACUCGCCGUUGUCCGACACAUAAGCUUAUACGUUAUUCUGUGUUUUAAACAAAGAAAAUGGUUAAACGGUGCUGUAAUGGCACUUGUAAUUCAGACACAAGGUAUCCAGAACGGUUAAAAGAUGGAACUACGUUUUUUCCGUUCCCUAAACCGGGUACUAAUCUUAAAAAAUGCAAACGUUGGAUUCGUCUUUGUGGUCGUCCACACGAACAGCUUAAUCUCAACAUAUUAAGCGAUUGCCCGAAAGCAAAACACCUCUACGUUUGUUCUAAGGUCGUUAUAAUAAGAUACUACCCGAAAAUAGAAAAGGUAAGUUUUGAAACGGACACUAUAGAAAACGAGUAUCACUUUUUACUUGUUUGUUCUCUAUAUAGAGAAAUUAGAAAGGAACAUUUAAAACCAUAUUUUCAAAGGUGGCCAACUUUAAAUAAAUUUGAAACUCAUACUGUAUGUGAUAAUUGGCGAUAAUUGGCCGACUUUGAUUAUAAAAUUAACGACUUUUAAGUAGACUAAUAAAAAAGUUAUGACUAUUUAAUAGAUAAUUAUAUUCAGCAUAACUAUUCAAUGAUAAUAAAAAAUAUUGUAUGGCCUUUCUGGUAUGCCAUGAGGCGUUUUUGGUUCACUUAUGCAGCCUUUUUGGGAAGCCUUUUUGGUAAACGGCCUUUCUGGUACUGUAUCUUUGAGGGGAGCUAAACACCCAUUUGAUACAUGUCAUUAAACACAUUUUAAAUAAACAUGAUAGCAAUAGAAAAUUUUCAUGUAAUUUGGGCUGAAAUCAUCGGGAAUAUCUUCCAACUUACCGAUUCACGUAGCCAGUUUUAUGACGGACUUCAGCGGAGUGACCUCCCUUGAAAUCGGGGGGCGUGGCUUCACUCUCGCUGUCGAAAGGUGAAUUCUGAUAAACCCCAUAUAUCAACUAAGCUUAAUCAAGAAGUCAGAAUCUGUGCACUGAUUGACUUUAUAUGACUGAAUUGAUGUUUCAUGAUACAGAAAAUCAAAGUAAACAACUUUACUUAAAUUCAUCGGUUUAAAUUUAAUAUUAGAAAUUGAUAAAUUCACAACUUUUAUUUAAUGUUUUAUGUAAGUACCUUAGUUAGUCAUUGAUAACUAUUAAUUUAUUGGUAUAACAAUUGUAUGAGGUAAAUUGUUUGAGGGAAAUUAGACAUUAGAUAUCAUAGGCUUGAAGGCAAUACUACAAUAUGCAUUGUUAGCUCACCUAAGCUCAUAGUGCUCAUUGGGAGCUUUAAGGUUACCAUGUUGUCUGUCAGUCUGCUGUGUGUGCAUGUGUUAACUUUUUUUUUUUAAACAACUCUUACAGUUUUUCAGAUUUAAAUGAAACUUCCCAGGAUUGAUCCUUGUGUGACCCUCUUUCAAGUUGUUCAAAUUGGUCAAUUCCAUUGUAUAUGUUGGUCACCUGAGCUAACUAUGAGGGUCCGGGUUUUAAUACUUGGUGUGAAACAUCAACUCUGAAGUUUUUUCAUAUUAUAACCCUGGAUUUGAAAAUGGCCAAGCCCAAGAGGACAGUUGACAUAUAUAUUGAUUUGUAUAGCAAAAUAACUUAAAAACCCUUUUUCUUUUAUAACUAGUCCUUGAAGUGUAAUAAUAGGCAUAAACCAUCCUAUGGUGUCCUGUACCAAGUUUGUUCAUAUGAUGACUGGUGGCAAAAUUGGCUCCACCUUAAAGGUACCUUGUUUUAAUUUUAUGUUUAUAUUGAAAACUUUGAAAAUCUUCCCUGAAACCACAAGGCCCAGAGGUUUGGUGUUUAGCAUGUCACAUAAUAUUGAGGGCCGCUGCUAAAUCCUGCCACUGGGGGUCAAAACUGUACCUUCAGGAGAUAGUUACUAGUUUCCCUUAUAUAUUAUACAGAGAAAAAAAAAGUUCUCAUGAAAUCACAUGGUAAAAAGUUUGGUAUUUCUAAUGUAACAUCUUAUUGUAUUUCUCUACCAUCUUUGUUCAAAGCAUGAACAAAUCCCUUGGGUCGAAAAUCGUCCACAUACAGGCGAUAACUUUUUCCUUCUACUUCCCUUAUACAAAUGUUUGGACUUUGUUAUGUAACAUAAUAUGAAUUAUACGAUGGCGAUUUGCCAAGUUUGCUAAAUGUCCCAGGGGUCUUAAGUGGAAGUGGCCUUCUGACAACCAGGAUGCUAGGCAGUAUUCUUUUCAUGGCUAUUGUGUAAUCUUGGGAAUGCUUAAAUAAUAUAUAUAUCUUGCCCAAUCAUCAUAAAACUUAUUGAGAAAAUUUUUGUUGAAUGAUGUUUUUGCUGAUUUCUAGAAUGGUAAUGGAAAUAUCGCAAAAGCUUCUCAGAAAAGUUCAGUUCUUUUGGGUUUCAGAUCAAGGGCCUUUAAGCCUCUGGUUAUUGUGCCUCCGGUAGGGUGGCAUAUAGCAGUUGAACUGUCCGUCAGUCAGUAUGUCAGUAUGUGUGUAUGUCAGUAUGUGUGUAUGUCAGUAUGUGUGUAUGUCAGUCUGUCCGUAAAAAAACUUAAACGUUGGCCAUAACUUUGCAUUAUUGAACAUAGAAACUUGAUAUUUGGCAUGCAUGUGCAUCUCACGGAGCUGCACAUUUUGAGUGGUGAAAGGUGAAGGUCAAGGUCAUCCUUCAAGGUCAAAUGUCUAAUAUAUGGCGUUUGUCCGUCUGUCCAAAAACUUUAACAUUGGCCAUAACUUUUUCACUUUUGAAGAUAGCAACUUGAUAUUUGGCAUGCAUGUGUAUCUCAUGGAGCUGAACAUUUUGAGUGGUGAAAGGUGAUGGUGAAGGUCAUCCUUCAAGGUCAAAUGUCAAAUAUAUGGCGUCUGUCCGUCCGAAAACUUUAACAUUGUUCAUAACUUUUUCAAUAUUGAAGAUAGCAACUUGAUAUUUGGCAUGCAUGUGUAUCGCAGAAGCUGCACAUUUUGAGUGGUGGAAGUUCAAGGUCAAGGUCAUCCUUCAAGGUCAAAGGUCGAACAAUUUUUUAAUUUUUUUUUUCAAAGCGGCGUUCUCAUGAAGCUGCACAUUGUGAGUGGUUGAAGUUCAAGGUCAAGGUUAUCCUUCAAGGUCAAAGGUAAAAAAAUAAAAAAAUUCAAAGCGGCGUUCUCAUGAAGCUGCACAUUUUGAGUGGUGGAAGUUCAAGGUCAAGGUCAUCCUUCAAGGUCAAAGGUCAAUUUUUUAUAUUUUUUUUAUUAUAUUUCAAAGCGUCGGAAUAGGGGGCAUUGUGUUUCUGACGAACACAUCUCUUGUUUAGUAUGAUUUAGAAAUGUGCUAGCGUAUAACUACUUACAUGCGGUUCUGGCUAAAUUUGUUAUUAAUGUAUAUAAUGUAUGAGCUAUAGGAAAGCAUGCAUGUGCAGCUUCUUUUUUUAUUGAAAGGUUGUAAACUUUCCUAAUCAAGGAAAUUAUUACUCUGUUCAAUUAUAUAUAUAUAUGUAUACACACUGUUUCAUUCGGUAUAAAACCUUUCUCACAUAUGUUAUUGUUAUAUAGAUAGAAAAGUUUUCAAGUUUGUUAAGCAGAGUGAUUGUUCUUGUUGAGAAUAAUGAUUAAGUUAAUGAUAAAUAGUGUUUUUUUUUAAGUUUGUUAUCACUUAGAAGGGUUUAACUCAGUUAUAAUACAGUAUUAACUCUUUAAAUUGUAUUACUGCCAUUUACUAGUAUAUCAAAUAAAUAUUUAUUAUGACCCAGUUUAAUGCAUUUUAUUGCAAAUAUGUACAGGUGAAACAUUAAAUUAUUCAUUAAAAUGCAGUACACGUAUACCAUAAGAUAUCAAAUAUAGCAAACGAUUAAACUGCAGAAACUCUAUUGGAAGAGAAAUUCUUGUUUUACGACGUAUUUACAGAAAAUUCUUGAACAUAAUAUAGAUAAUUUAGCAUGUCCUUAUAAUGUUCAAGCCUGAUUUUAUAAAGUUUGGUUAAGUUCUUUUGUAUUCAUUUAUUUUAUGCAUUUGCUUUAUUUGGAAAUAGGGCAUAAGACGCAAGAUUGCAAAUCAUUAUUGUGUUGUUGUGCAGAGCUUUUCAUGGUUUAAUAUGUAGGCAAAAUUGAUGAAGCAACCAAAAUAACCAUUACAUUUCUUUCUUUCAAACUGUGGCAGCUUUUUAAAGACCAAUCUGACUGUUUUAUGACUGUUAAGUUAUCUAUAUAUUACCUAACUGGAUAAACACAUAUUGUAAAAGUAUAAAAAAAAUUGAAUAUUUAUUAAAUAAUAUUGUCCAUCAGUUUCAAAUACAUUAUGUACAUUCUGAAUGCAUAUAGUUUUUUGUAAAGAAUUUCAACUAAUGCUUUGAUAUUCAUGUAAUCAUUUCAACUUCACCAGUUUAAUAGAAACCUGUGUUGCAAAGGCUUGUAUUUGCAAGGCUUCUCUUGAAAUAUUAAAUGGAGAUGUACUCAAGUAAAAGAUUUAGACAGUGUUUUUUCCGAAAAGCAGAGAUUUUGAGAAUUUUAUUAUUAUCAGAAAUUGCUCUUAGUAGAAAUAGAUUGUCCGUCUUGUAUUAACCCUGUUGAACCUGAAACCAAAUGACCUUGUCAGAUGUUCAACAUUAUUGUCAUAUAUGAAACAUUAUGAUUUUAUCAUGUAUUAAGCAUGAUGACCCUGUCAAUUUUCUAUCAUAUAUUAAACAUAAUGACCCUGUCAACUGUUAAACAUAGUAACCCUUUCAUUGUUGAAUAAGCGCAAAGAUAAUAUUUGGCUGCAACAGACGAAAGGAACCUAAUUAUAAUAUGUGGUUCUAUAUCAAUAACAAGGAACCAAUUGCAAAACAGCAAGACAAAAAAGCUCUGAUGUUAACUCUUUCAGUGCUGGAACCGAAUUUUGAAGGCCUUUGCAAACAGUUUGGAUCCAGAUGAGACUCCACAGAAAUUGGCGUCUCAUCAGGAUCCAAACUGUUUGCUAUUCUGAUAGUAUUCUUUGAAAAAAAAAUCGAAGAAAAUGCUAAUUUUAAAAAUUCAGCAGACGACAAAUUUCCCAGCGGAAAUUUGUUAACGGAACAAAUUUACCCAGGCCCUUUCAUGCAUGAAAUGUGAUAACUCUGUCAUAUGUGAAACAUAAUAACCCUUCUAGAAAACAAUCAUGUCACCUGUAGAAUAUAAUAAUCUUUUCAUAAGCACUAUUCAAGGAUGUUAUUGACCAUGACUCAAAUAUACAAUUUCAUACAUUUGAUUUUAUAGAAACAUGUGCAUUGAGUGAACUCCAAACUCCAAACAUAGUGUCUGCCUUAUUUCCUGAACUCCAUUUCCUGUAAGGAUGUUCAUGUUGUUGACGUAGGGAAGUGUGCAAUAACCAUAUUAGUUGAUGGAUUUCAUUUUUACAAUGUAAAAGUUCAGAUGACAUAUUUAGGGACUUAAAUAUAAAUAAAGACUUCAGACUAAUGAUACUGUGACUAAUUGUUAGAUUCUAAUUGCAAUUUAAUAAAGUUUUAACAGCAGACAAAGAUGUUAAGAUUUUUUUCAUACAAUUCAUUAAUUUUUAUGACAUAGUUCAGUUAUUCUUAUAAUAUUGGAUAUUGCUUCUGAUUUUUCUUGGUCUGUAAGAUUAUCUCUGCAGAAGUACCAGGUAUCUACAGAUGUAAACAAUUAAGCUGUGUCAUGCAAAAAUGGGUUUUAUGCCGUGUGCAGCCAGCAUAGCCCCAAGCCCGCAUGUUCAACUGCACCGUCUUGUCAGCCACAAAGUCAUGCAAGGUUUCAUGGUCUCAUAAGCGAAAAAAAUAGUAGCUCCUGACCAGACUGCACAGCCACUCAGUCUGGUGUUGAGCUACGCUGGCCGAAUAAGGCAUAAGGCACAUGUUUGUACAUUUUUUGUUCAAUUAAGAGAACAUAAUGUUGUCUUGUAUUGAAUAGCCAGAAUGCCUAUAGUAUGCAAUUGAUGUACCAGCUGUUUUCUGCUUCAGUCAUUACAUGCAUUAUAGAACAUAUUGAAUACAUGUAUGUACUUGAUAUUAUGUUGUCAAUCUUUCUAUAAAAAGAAUCAAUCCAUGAAUACGAGUUAUAUAUCACUCAGCAAUGAUACAUGUAUAUAACUAUCUAUUAAAUAGAGAAUCGUUCACUUCUGAAAUAGUUUACGAAAUUAUGAAUAUAAAUUUGUCCAGAAACUUGCAUGAACAGGAAUAUGAUGUUUAUAUAUAGGUGACCUUGAAUGUACCACAAUAUUUGCUGAGCACAUGCAUUGUUAGAGUCUACAGGAAUGCCAUUUUAUGAACAAGUUGUUAAACAAAGGUAGACAACCAUACCGUGUCAUAAUGACCCUUCAUUUGCAUCAUAUAUUGUUUAUUUGUAGAUAAAGAUAUUUUGUUAUAGCAUUAGAUACAGUGUAGAAUAGUGUAGUCGGUUAUUUAUGAAGAUAUUAUAGCCAUAUGUAUACUGGUAAAGAUUAAUAGAUUUAUAAUGAUGAAUGUAAACAAUCUACAUGUCUUUUAAUAAUUUUCUUGUUCAGUCUUAUUAUGCCCCAUUCGAAGAAAUGGAGGUAUAUGGGUUUGCAUGUGUGUGAGUCUGUCUGUCCGCACCAUUUUUUUAGUGAGAUAUCUGGAUAAUUAUUUGACUUUCGACCAUGCAAAUUGGUAUUAUUACUUUGUGGGAGAAAAAGAAAAAAUGCUAUCAUUUUAAGGUCAACAAGUUAAAGGACAAGAUCACAGGGCUAAAGUGUUCACAUGGGAGGAAAAUAUUAUGCAAUUUGAUUUUGAGAUCACCAGGUCCAAAAUCAAGGUGAGAUGGGAAUGUAUCAAGAAAUUGGUUUCUUAAUGAUAUCAACAAAUUGCUUUGACCUCUAAUCAUAUAUUGGUAACUGGUUACUUCAGAAGAAAUGAUGAUGAAUAUUUUGAUGUCUAUAGGUCAAACAUCAACCGAAAGUUUCGGUGAUACGGUCAAAGGUCAAUGUUUCAACGAUUUGUAUUAAAUUGGUUUCUGUACAAUAUUUAUACAACUCAUAAUAGGAUCAUAAAAAUUCAUAUGCUGAUCAAUCAUUAGAAAGGUUUAACCCUAAACAUUUACAAAUAAAGAGAUCUAAGGGCAAGGUCUCGGGGACUAUGUCGCUAGUUAGGGGCAUAUAUGUUUGAAGAAACAUUUCUUGGUAUAUCUUAUUUAUUGCUUCAAUCUUUGGAAUAGAAAUCUUAUUAAGAUUGAAUUUAAGUGACUGUCAAUGUGUUAUGAUUGACAAAAGUUUGCUCAUAUUAAUUGAAAUUACUUGUUAACAUUUUAGUUUGAAUUACAAGAGUAAAAGCUUUAUUUACAGCUUGAAUUAAGUUGACUAUAAUACAUUAAUGCUUAAAAUUUAAAAUAUGUUAAUGUCACUGUGCUUGGUCUGUGUCAUUGAAUCUUAUAUUGUAUAUUUUGUUGCCAGUUAAAUUGUGAAUAAAAUGUGGUGAAACUGCAA